Stegastes partitus (bicolor damselfish) is the source of this 9058-nucleotide messenger RNA. It is a transcript of the gene prrc2a, whose product is annotated as proline-rich coiled-coil 2A. Lineage: Eukaryota; Metazoa; Chordata; Actinopteri; Pomacentridae. Bases 315 to 6146 code for a protein of 1943 amino acids. The record is from RefSeq and is a predicted model, not a curated record. Gene Ontology annotation, biological process: cell differentiation. The transcript is spliced from 16 exons.
GGUGACGGAUCGAGUCCAGUAUCAACAAUUUUCUUUUCUCCAUUUUCAUUUAUUUUUUGGAAUAAAAAAGACGAGCAAGUAAGCUUAACACUUUCUUUUAAUUACACAGUGCCACUCACCUCAGAGUUAGUGGGAGACACAGUAGAGACCCUGUGUGUUUGACUAUGCAGCACGACAACGUUGCUUAGCUAGCUGGGUCACUUGCUAGAAAGCUACACGAUAGCAUUGCUAACCUCAUUCUGCGAUACAACCUCGAGACAAGUCGGGACAAGACCAGUCUCAGGGCUCACCAUACUCAAUGAGCGGACAGCGCAAUGUCAGAGCGCUCUGGGCAAACUGCAAAGGGGAAGGAAGGCAAAACCAAGUAUGCGUCUCUCAACCUGUUUGAUACAUACAAAGGAAAGAGCCUUGAAACACAAAAGCCUGUUGUUCCCCCCCGCCAUGGCCUGCAGUCUCUUGGUAAAGUUGCCUCCGCACGGCGUAUGCCACCCCCUGCCAACCUGCCCAGUCUGAAGGCAGAGAACAAAGGCAACGAUCCCAACGUCUCGCUCGUUCCCAAAGACGGCACAGGAUGGGCAAGCAAACAGGAACCAGCAGACCCAAAGAGUACCGAUGCAUUGUCAGCACCGCAGCCGGAAUCGCAGCAGCCUGUGGCUUCACAGAUACCUGCACCGACCCGCCCGAGAACCCCGCCAGCUUCAGAGGCUCUGGCCCCAGCUUCAACCCAGGCCGUAGGGGCAAGGUCCUGGGCUCAGGCCAGUGUUACACAUGGAACACAAGGGGAUGGUGGAAAGGGAUCAAACCUACCGUCGCCAUUCUCUCGCGAGGAAUUUCCCACCCUGCAGGCGGCUGGCGACCAGGACAAAGCUGGCAGAGAACAGGGCACUGCAGAUCAGUGGUAUGGGCCCGGACCAAGCCUCCGCCCCCAGAACGUUACAAGUUGGCGGGAUGGUGGGGGCCGAGCCCUGGCACCCACCCUGUCUGGGGAGGGGGCAGCGGAGGGUGGCACUGGUGGAGCUCUGGUGAUGGAUGGGGCAGCUGGGGUCCCCCCUCCAAACUCCCAGAACCACGGGCCACCUAGGAACCCUCCUGCAGGCAGCCCCGCCUUGCCCCUGCCCCAGCCCCCUGUGGGGCCCGGGUUCCCCCAAUAUCGAGGAAUCAUGCCUCCCUUCAUGUAUCCUCCCUAUUUGCCCUUCCCGGCCCCCUAUGGCCCCCAGGGGCCUUACAGGUACCCGCCACCUGGGGAAGGGCCUGCUCCAAGGUUCUCUCGUGGGCAGGGUGGUCCUGACAGCAGGCCACAGGGCGGUCCGCGUGACGCAGUUGGAGAGGUGGUAAAGCGACCCUCUAUCCUAAAGCAGGAUGACCUGAAGGAACUGGAUGAGCUGGACCACGAUGGAGACGAGGGCUGGGCAGGGGCUCAUGAGGAAAUUGAUUACUCUGCCAAGUUGAAGUUCAGUGACGAUGAAGGAGAUGAAGAGGGAGAAGAGGAGAAAACUGAGAGCAAGAGUGACUCACGUGAGCAACAGAGGUCCCAGGAUGGAACUGCAACCUCUCACUCUCGAAGCUCUGACAGCAGCGGAGACAGUCGUCACACCCCUCCCUCUAGUGCUGACAAUGGCCCCCAACCCCCCUCCAGCAAGCCAGGAUGGGCCGAGGAGGGAGGCAGUGGCUGGGUGGGCCAGGGAGCACCAUCCAACUAUCAGGACCGCCCCCCCAACCAGGGUGCCCCUCUUGGCCCAGGGAAACCUGCCCCUGCCCAGCAUCCACCAGCAGCAGGAGGCCCUACCCCUCCUGCCCAGCCAGGCCUGCUGGUCCAUGGGGCCCAGGGGGAUGAUGAGGAUGAAACCUGGCGUCAGCGCAGGAAGCAGUCGUCGUCUGAGAUCUCUGCUGCUGUAGAGCGAGCCCGACGCCGUCGUGAGGAGGAAGAGCGUAGAAUGGAGGAGGAGAGGCGUGCAGCCUGCGCUGAGAAGCUAAAGAGGCUGGAUGAAAAGCAGCAACAGCAACAGGGCAGCAACAUAGGAGGUGGUGGUAGCGGCAGCAAAACCCCCAGCCUUGAUGGAAAUUCUACAGCUGCUACAGCAGGCAGCCCCAGUCCAUCUAUUUCAGCUUCAGCCUCCUCCCCUAACAUCAGCCAGCCCCCCUCUCCCUGUGUGGACCCUGAGGAGCCUCCAGUGCUGGCUGUCCAGCCGGGGCCUGGUCCUGGAGUAGGUGACCGUCAGCGUGCCAGCAGCAAUAGCAGCUAUGACUCCAGUGCAGAUGUCCAACAGUGUCCCCAGCAAGCUGUGCCACAGCAGCCCACACUAGAUUUACCUUUACCAGGAGAAAAUAAGGAAGAGACCAUGGGCAGUCCUCACAUUCGUGCAGCAAGUGGAAGUGAAAGAGGAGUCGACCCAGUGAAGAUUGAGAAUAUUGGAGGUGGAGCAGGUCGUCAAGCUGGUGGUCCUCCUGGCCAGGGUUACUCUAAAUACCAGAAGUCUCUUCCACCUCGAUUUCAGAGGCAGCAGCAGGAGCAGCUUCUGAAGCAACAGCAGCAGUGGCAACAACAACAGCAGCAACACAGCCAGGCAACACAAAGCCAGCUGUCCCCCCAGCCCCAGGCUCAACAGGGUCCUUCACCAGGUACCACACCCCAGCCAGGGCCUGGACCUAAGCAGGGUGGUCCUCUGUACCAAGCCAGCAAUAUGGUUCGACCUCCACCCCUGCCAAUGAAUUUUGAUCCUCGCUGGAUGAUGAUGCCCUACAUGGACCCUCGCAUGAUGCAAGGACGCCCACCACCCAUGGACUACUAUUCAGCUGGCAUGCAUCCGUCUGGGAUCAUUGGACGUGAGCGGUCUGAUUCAGGUGGUUCUGGUUCAGACCCCUUUGACAGGCAGCAACAGCAUCCAGGGCACCCUCACCGUGGGACCCCCCCUAUGGAUCCUAAGCUGGCCUGGGGGCCAGAGGUGUUCCCUGGUGGCGGGGAGAACCGUGGGCUAACGUCUCCCCUCAGGCAGAAGCAGGCAUUGGAGGAUGACGAUGUGGCCAAAGGGCCAAGGAGUGACACUCCUCCACACCGCAUGCGAGAGGGUGGAUUGGGACCCAUCCAGCAGCCCAGUUCCACAUCUGGAACAUCCAAUCAAACCCCUCCUCCUGUUAGCACUCAAGUUGCUGCCCAAGGAGGCGGCCACCACCCUCAUCACUACAUUAGUGGGCGAGGCAACUACAGCAACUUCCCUGAUCAAGGUGGAAGGAUGCCUCCCCACCAGCAGCAGCAGAGGGGCGGUGACAGGGGAAACCAGCCACAUGGCUUCACCCACCAGGAUGAAGGGCCUCCUCGGGGUUCUCAGCAGGGGCAGAUAUGGGGAGCCCCCCAUCCUCACUAUGAUCGUAACAGUCGUGCAGAUCUCCCCCCUGUUGACAGCAACUCUCACCUCCACCACCAUCACGGCCACCAUCCUCAGCAGCCUCACUUUCCUCUCCACUCUCAUAAGCCAGAGAACAGCCGUGACAGGGUUGGUGAUGCCCCCACUAAAAAGACUGACUCUUCUCCCCCCCUCCACCAACCUUCCCUCUCAUCUUCCUGCUCGUCCUCCUCCUCCUCCUCUUCUUCUGCCAGAGAAGAUGGGGGUGUCAAAGUGGCACUGCAUCAUCACCUGUCACAGAGAGAUGGCGAGGCAGGCAUUGGGCACGGUCUUGGUGAAAGAGGCAGCAGUGGUAAUGCCAGUGGUAGCAGCCAUGUUAAACAAGAGAAGACGGGCCCAGCAUAUGCUCCUCAUUCCUCCAUCACUUCUAGCCCACCUCCUGCUCAACAUGGCAGUCAUAAUCAACCUCAGCAGCAGCAGCAUCCCCAUCCUAAAUCAAACCAAAGAGGAGGACGGGAGCACAAGACAGAGACGCAGUGGGGCCCACGGCCUGGCAGCAGCAAUAUGAGUGGGGGGUCCUCUCAUGGCAGGAGGGCCAACAAUGCAGGAAGUGGGAACCACUCCCGUGGAGGAGAGGACACCUCCAACACUCCAUCAGAUCACAAACCCUCCAACCAGACUGGAGGCAGCAAUGCCAACAAGAGAGCAGGACCCAUUAAGAAGCCGGUGCUGAAGGAAAUGAAGAGAGAUGGAGGGGAAGUAGAUGGAGGAGAUAAACAAAGCCAAGGCUUUGGAAAAGAUAAAGAGCAUGAUUGUAGCCAGUCCACCUCCAUGAAGCAGGAAACCUCCAUCUCACAGAACACAUCAGCUCCAUCUAAAGAUGAGCCAGCCCAGACAGCCAAACCCAGGAAUGGAGGGAAAGAACGAUCCUCAGGUGGAGGUGGAGGAGGACCAGGUAGAGGACCCAAAGAUGUAGAUGCCACUUCAUCUGGCUUUUCAGGGUCUUCUUCCAGGAGGGACAGAGACCGCUCCCUUGAAAGAGGAGGAAACCCCGCCCACCAUCAUGGCAUCCCCCCCAAAGGCAGCAGAGCUAGUCGUGGACGAGGGGGUGAAUUCUACGGGCGUGGCCGUGGUUACCGGGGCACCUACACAGCCAGUGCUGGACCUGCUGGCGGCAGCCGGGGAAGAAUGGGUGGAAGGAGUAGUAGAGACUACCGUGCAUCAGUUGGUGGUGGCCAUCAUCAGGAAUCCAAGGGUGAUGGAGCUGGUGGCAGGCAUGGUCAGGAUCGAUCUCAGCAUAACCCAGCCAGGGCCAGAAACCGCAGUGAAACCCGCAGUGAGGGCUCAGAGUAUGAAGAAAUCCCCAAGAGAAGGAGGGAGAGAGGCUCAGAGACUGGCAGUGAGAGUGGUGCAAGUGACCUUGGUCAUUCAGACAAAGAAGACAACCAGAAACCCAACACCAAGAAUGGCUCUGAUAACACCAACACCGGUGGCAGUGGAAACAUCUCAUCUGCACCACCUCGAGGUUCCCAGGCCCGUGUCUUCACUCCCAGAGGUGUGCCCUCUAGGAGGGGCAGGGGUGGGGGAGGUGGAGGAGGAAACAUCUACAGGAGUAGUGGCAAUAUUGGAGGAUCAGCUGGCGGACACCGGGUUGGACCCAACUCGGUCUCUCAUGGUGGGCCCCCCAAGUCAUCAGCUUCAGCUCGUAAACAGCAAGGUCCACCACAGACCUCUGGGCCCAAAGACUUGGGUCGGGGAGGGAAUGCAGGAGAGAAGAAGGACAAGAUAGCUGAUGGAAGUCAAGCUCAGAAUCAGGGGACCAAUCCCCCUCAGCCAUCUUUGCCUGCUACAACCCCUGCUGCACUUGGCGCCACUGAAAAUGGCGGGGUUGUAGCCCAGCAAGUGUCAACCAACCCUGCAUCAAACCCUGGAGGGCCAAAUGCGCUCCCUCUUCCUGCUAGCCGUGGGUUCCCUCCCAGUGGGUUUGAGCGACCCCCUAGGCGUCGCCGUCAUGGGCGUUCCCAGCAUCAGCAGGACAAGCCGCCCCGCUUCCGGAGACUGAAGGAGCGAGAGAAUGCCGCACGUAUCAACGGAGGAGUGGGGGUCAUUGGGGGAGGACGGCCUUCGUCUCCCUCCCUGAAUUCAGUUCAGGAAAGUAACGGAGCUCCAAUCUCCGCUCCCAUGACAGGGAAUGCCCAGAAUGCUAACCACAACACCACACUAACAACUAACAACAACAACAACAGUGGUGGCGGGCAUCUUAGCAAUGCAAACAGCCACCACCAUCACCACUACAACCAGAGCAAUGCAGGUCCAACCCACCCCCAGCACCCUCACAGCCACGGAGCAAAGUCUCCUGACUUCACCAACCAGAACUCAGACCAGGCCAACGAGGAGUGGGAAACUGCUUCUGAGAGUAGUGACUUCACAGAGUUCAGAGACAGGGAGGGAGGAGGAGGAGGAGGAGGAGGGGGAGGGAAGUCAUAUGCUUCUCACCAUCACCAUCACCUGGGUAGAGGAGGAGGGGGCGGCGGCGGAGGUGGAGGUGGAGGUGGUGGAGGUGGAGGUAUGGUCGAGCGUGAGAUGGCGGGUAAAGAGCCCUCAGCCAAUAAAAGAAGCUUCUCAAGCCAGCGUCCCGGCAUGGAGCGACAGAACCGGAGGGUCAAUGCCGGAGGAGCUGGAGGUGGAGGUGGAGGCAGAGGCCCUCGCGGCCCGCCUGGUGGUGGCCCCGGCGGGCCUGGCAAUGGAGGUGGCAACCGCGGGGAGAAGCGAGGCAACUGGCCCUCACCGAAAAAUAGGAAGUGAUGGGAUAUAAAACAUUUCAGAUGAACCCCACCCACAUUAAAACCCCACCCUCUUACAUCUUAAUCCCUUUUGAUCAUUAUCUCAUGGCUUUUCUGUUGGCAUCCUUAAACACAGUAGUGCAUUGUAUAGUAUAUGGAGAUGGUAUUCACAUUCACAUUAGCUGCCCCCCACCCCAGUCAUCUCUUUCCCUUUUGCGUCAUUCUACUAUCUACCGUCCGUUAUUGUAAAUUUCUCUGUUUGUUCCGUCUUUCCAUUCAUUUGUACCCCCAGCCCGCUCUUCUUUUUUUUUUUUUUUGUAACCUUCCCUCAAGAAACUCACCCCUGUUGGAUUUGACAAGCAUGUGGUUGUGCAAUGGAGGUGCACGUCGUUUUGACAGAAGACAUUCACACAGCUUCACACACACUUGCAUUUACAAGCACAAAUAUGACAUCUUUAAAAACACACAGUCAUGCAGUCAUGUGGGUGCAAAAUGAAAACAUGGGAUUAAAUUGGCAAAAAUGUUUGGAUUGGGCUAACUUUUGUAUUUAUGUACCUGUGUAUAUUUCUACCACACUUCGGCCUUGGGUGGUAUUCGGUAGUGCAGUUCUGAAUAACUUCCCUCUCAAAGGGAAAGAGUGCACCGUCAUCUUUAAACGAGAACAAUGUAACAUAACGUUUUUUUUUUUUCUUGUGUCUUUUUCUUUUUUUUUGGUCUUGUGUCAUUUGAGUUCCAGCCUCUGAGAAAUGUUAAGGGUAUGUGUGUUUUCUUCUACAAAGCAGGUCAUUAAAACACCUUUUUACUAAAUUCCCCAUUUCCUCCUUUUGCUGACUUUUUGGUCUCUCGCAAAGUAUGUGUGAUUACUGUGAUAAGACCUAUUGAAGUACUACUGCUCAGUGCUCACCUACACAUGCAUUGAUUUGUCUUUAAUAUCAAUGUUUCUGCUGCUUGUUCAGAUAGACGGUGUGAAUAUUUUUCCCCACAACCUGCUCUGACUUUUCAUUAGAUAUUGGUUGCUUCUUUUUUUUUUCUUUUCUUUUUAGGAAUAAAGGCUUUUUUGGGCCUCAUCGUAGCAUUCUCUUUUCCCACAGAACUUCUGCACACUGCAAAAUCAGGACAAUAGUUUUACUUUCUUUCUCUCUAAUGAGUUUUGUUUACCCUCUGAAGACUGUAUUGAUAGUUUGAUGGCUUUAUUUUAACAACCAUUAUUUCCUCAGUGACUUCCAUUUUUAUGGAAACACUCUUUUCCUCCCUCAAAGUUAAAUACCAGUUGAUUUUUUUUUUUUUUCAGGGGAAAAAUUAGUUAUAAAUGAAAAUCUAAGUCAUGGUAGAAUAAACAAAAAAUGUUUGACAUUCAGAAACUUGUUUAUGCUUCAAUAGGUGAUUGAAUAUGUUCUAAUAAGCACUCCUUGUAGGAUAACAAACAUCCAUGGUUGCUGUUUUGUUUUUUUUUUGUUUGUUUUUUUCGUGUCUUUUCCUCUUUGUGUUAAUGUUUUUGGGUGAGUUACAUGUGUUGCAACAGGACAGGUACUCUGUCUGGGCCCAGAGUACAGAGCUAGGCCGAGUGUUGUACUAUUACUUCUCCUCUGCUGUCGUGUGUGGCACGAUCUGUGCUCUUGUGGAGACUCCUCACACCAAGAAGGACUCCUUGUCCGAGGAAGUAUUUUUUCAAAGUGUGUGUACUCGGGAUGGCCGUUUCAGUACACGGUGGCAACCAGGAGCCCAAACGAAGUGAAUUCAGGACUACACUGAGUGUCACCUUCGACAGUUUACCACACGGUUACAAAGGUUAUACUGGCAACAAAUAAUGCUGACCUGAAGUGAGGAAAUAUUGGAUUGAUGUAUGAUUAGUAGUUUGUAUCACACAAUAGAGACGUAAAAAAGGACUGGAAACAACAUCCAAGGUGAACUAAAUUGAUUUCUCUCAUCUGCAUCAAUUCUGUCACUGCUGUAAGUUGGGGUUUGUUUGUUUACUGACAACAGUUUGAAGAUCGUCUCUGGGAUGUUGUGAGUAGGGCAUUUGAUGAUUUGUGUACGUGUGUGCAUGUGUGUGUGUGUGUGUGCGCGUGCUUGUGUGUAUGUGUGUUUUGUCUGUGUAAUAACCUGGGAAGGGGUGGGGACCAGAGGGUUAACAUGAAUGGCAAGCACUUUCUGCCUUGUUUGCCCACACGUGAUUUAACCAAUAUUAUUAAGACAAUUGUACUGUUUCUUAAAUACAUCCACAUAUAUAGUUUCAGCUGUGUGUAUAUGUUCAUCAUCCAAAUGAAGAACCUGCAGUGGAGAGCUUCACCAGUUGUGUGUGUGUGUGUGUGUGUGUGUGCGCGCGCGUGCGUGGGUGGGUGCGUGGGUGUGGGUGUGGGUGUGGGUGUGCGUGCGUGCGUGUGGGUGCGUGCGUGUAAUUUAAGCGUACAUUCUUCAGCAGGCAAGUGAAGUUGGACAUAUUUUUAUUUUUCACUAUGACUUCUUCUAAGCAUGAACACACCCAUGGGUGCAGCUUGCCUUGCCUGUUACUGGUUUAUACAUUGAUAGCUGUACACUUAACACUGGCUCAAAGAGUCCUUCAUCCCUCCUUAACUCUUAAUGUUGAUGUGCGCAUUAUUGUAUGUACCCAUGUUAAAAGAAAACAAAAGUAGUGUAUUCCAGAAAAAUUACUCAAAGAUUGUAUUAUGUUUCCAGCAGGUAGCAGUACUGAGGUACCUGGAGUGGUUCAAACUGUUUUUAGCAUUUAUGGUUUUAUUAAUGGAACCGUAAUAUACACACAUGUAUGUAUAUUGGUAUGUAUCUAAGUUUUGUCUACCCCAACUUACAUUCCCACAAACAAAUGUUGCCAUUUUUAGUUCAAGGGAGCAAUGUACAAGCAGAGAAGUGUCUUAUUAUAAUAAAGUUAUACAGAGAAGGCAAAGUUAAAUAAACUACUUUUGAUUUAAUGGAAAA